AUGGCCGACGUCGUGUCUGAAAACCAGGCUUAUUUUGGCAAGAUCGCCACCGAAUAUGACCAGCGCAAUGCGGAUGCGAUUGUGCAGCUAGAGCGCGGCAUCCGAGAGAGGAUUCCAUUCAUUGGUGUCAAGCAAGACGCGAGGUUGCUAGACUACGCUUGUGGUACCGGCAUGCUCUCGAGGGUCUUAGCACAGCAUACAAUUGAGGCUAUAGGCAUUGACUUGUCGGAGGAAAUGGUCAGGGUAUACAAUGCCCAGGCUCAAAGCCAGGGCUCUUCACGCCAAGCCUACCAAGGCAAUCUGGCUGAUCCUAAGGACCCCUCCCCAACAGCCUUUGCUGAUAGCAAGUUCUUCGGAUUCGACGUUGCAGGCGUGGGGCUCGGAUUCCACCACUUUGACAAGCCCGAUCUAGCAUCCAAGCAAUUGGCCGAGCGCCUCAACCCAGGUGGCGUUCUCUUCAUCAUUGACUUUGUUGCCCACAAGAUAGACCCCAAGGAUGCCGCUCUGCGUGGUAUAACACAUCACGGGUUCAUUGAGGACGAGAUCAAGAAGAUGUUUGAGGAUGCUGGACUCACGGACUUUGCUUACCAAGAGCUCCCGGAACCCAUCACAUUCAAGGAUUGUCACGGCCACGAUCAUGGCCACGAGCAUGGUCAUAGUCAUAAUCACCAGCACAAUGAGGACAAUCACGGCAACAGUAGUGAGCAUGUUCAUAGCCAUGGGACGAAGAAGGGCUCAACUACGACUAAGAGGAUAUUCAUUGCCAGAGCGUCCAAGCCAUAA
This is a messenger RNA of Fusarium musae, 783 nucleotides long. RefSeq lists its product as uncharacterized. NCBI's taxonomy places the organism in Eukaryota, Fungi, Ascomycota, Sordariomycetes, Hypocreales, Nectriaceae. Bases 1 to 783 code for a protein of 260 amino acids. The transcript has 4 exons. The record is from RefSeq and is a predicted model, not a curated record.